Molecule: messenger RNA, 1609 nt
Organism: Ornithodoros turicata
Lineage: Eukaryota; Metazoa; Arthropoda; Arachnida; Ixodida; Argasidae
Gene: hgo
Product: homogentisate 1,2-dioxygenase-like
Exons: 15
Coding region: 90-1415 (441 amino acids)
Biological process (GO): L-phenylalanine catabolic process
Cellular component (GO): cytoplasm
Molecular function (GO): homogentisate 1,2-dioxygenase activity
Source: RefSeq, a predicted model, not a curated record
CUAGAACAAGUUAUCUGAGGAUAAGACCGCUAAGGCUGGGCACACUACGUUGUUGCUGCCGCGUUGACUGAGUGAAAGCUCGGAGAAACAUGCCCACCACAGAUCUCAAGUACCACACCGGCUUUGGAAGCGAGUUUUCUUCCGAAGACCCUAGGUGUCCUGGAGCUCUUCCCGUUGGCCAGAACAACCCCCAGGAGUGCCCCUAUGGGUUAUACGCGGAACAGUUGUCUGGUAGUGCGUUUACAGCUCCAAGGGAACACAACAAAAGGAGCUGGUUUUACCGGAUACGCCCAGCUGUUCAACACACUCCGUUCCAGCGGUACAAGGGAGCGAACAUGACCAUCGACUGGAGCAGCAGUCAUCCGAACCCAAACCAGAUGCGGUGGCAUCCGUUCGACUUUCCCGACAUGAAGAACGUGGACUUCGUUGACGGCUUGAACACCAUCUGUGGCGCCGGGGAUCCUCGAGCUCGUCAUGGGAUGGCCAUUCAUAUUUUCGCUUGUAGCUCGUCAAUGACAGAUAAGGCUAUGUACAAUUCUGAUGGAGACCUCCUUAUUGUUCCACAAGAUGGAAGCUUAUACAUCGUGACAGAGUUUGGAAGGAUGCUUGUAGUGCCCGGCGAAAUAUGUGUCAUCCAGCAAGGAAUGCGAUUUUCCGUCGAAGUUUCUGGGCCGAGCCGCGGUUAUAUCUUGGAGGUCUACGACAACCAUUUUGUGCUUCCCUACUUAGGCCCAAUAGGAGCAAAUGGACUUGCAAACCCCCGUGAUUUCGAGAUUCCCACCGCUUGGUAUGAAGACCGUGAUGACAUCGUCUACACGAUCGUUAACAAAUAUCAAGGAGCACUCUUCCACGCCACCCAGGGUCACUCCCCCUUCGACGUCGUCGCCUGGCACGGUAACUACGUUCCGUACAAGUACAACCUUUCGAACUUUAUGACCGUCAACACGGUGUCCUUCGACCAUUGUGAUCCAUCGAUCUUCACCGUUCUGACGUGUCCCUCAACUAAGCCAGGAGUGGCCAUAGCCGACUUCGUCAUUUUCCCUCCUCGUUGGUCGGUGGCAGAGAAGACGUUCAGACCUCCCUAUUACCACAGAAACUGCAUGAGCGAAUUUAUGGGGCUUAUCCUGGGAAACUACGAAGCGAAGGAACGAGGAUUUGCACCGGGAGGAGCUAGUUUGCACAGUAUGAUGACUCCACACGGACCUGAUAGUGAAUGCUUCGAGAUGGCUUCCAAGGCUAAGCUUGCCCCUCAAAGAGUCGGUGAUGGCAGUUUGGCGUUCAUGUUCGAGAGCUCUCUGAGCUUAGCCGUCACAGAAUGGGGAGUCCAUACCUGUAACAAGCUGGAUCAAGAUUAUUAUAGGUGCUGGCAGGGGAUUAAGAAAAGCUUCAACCCCAACUGGAAACCGUCGGAUUAGUAUCUUUAAUAGGUGGCAACAGAGGAGCGCGAUACUUGACGCCCUUGAUCGAACAGGAGGCUGCAGCUUCCCUGGCCACCACUGGCACCACGCGAGAUUACGGCAGGCGUCAAACGUAUCAUUGCUGAAUUCAAAUACGCUACAAAUAAUGUAUACUCCACUAGACAAAAAUAAAAUGUAUUACUUUGUUAUUA